Monosiga brevicollis MX1 is the source of this 1605-nucleotide messenger RNA. RefSeq lists its product as uncharacterized. The record is from RefSeq and is a predicted model, not a curated record. The transcript has a single exon. The coding region runs from base 1 to 1605 and encodes 534 amino acids. Lineage: Eukaryota; Choanoflagellata; Craspedida; Salpingoecidae. Gene Ontology annotation, cellular component: catalytic step 2 spliceosome.
AUGGCUGACAGCCAGGGUGGCGCAAAGGGCACUGAGGCUGCGGCAGCCGAGCGCCGGCUUGUGGUGCGACGGGCUACUGGUGAGCUGGCCGUGUUUCGCGCCCCCGAGGGCCUGCCACGACGCAAGCCCAAGACAGUCUUGGAGGAGGACGACUACGUUGCCGCACUGGAAAAGAUUAUUGAGCGUGACUUUUAUCCCCAACUCCCUCAGCUGCGAGCACAGGAAGAGUAUUUGCAGGCUUUGGAAGCCAACGAUUUUGAACGUUUGCGGGACAUUUCUCGCCGCUACGGCACCCCCGGGGUAGGCAGCACGGCCAGCUCGCGCCGAACCACACCUAGUAGGGCAGGCGGAUCCUUUGAGACGCCUCUACCCGGCGCACGUCAGGAUGCUGCCUCUCCUUGGAGCCGUGCCGGCACGCCCGGCAUGCGCAGCGGGAGCGACUUGCACCUGCCUGGGGCUGAAGGCGGCACCGAUGGUGCUGACAGUGUCAGCGCUGCUGGCAGCAAUCGCAAGGCAGACGAUAAACCCAGUGCGGAUACCACUUUAUCGCUGGACCGAUUCCUGGACAAGUAUACCUCCGAAGAUAACGACUCGUUUGACCAGAUUAUUGAGCAGACCAACUUGCGCCUUCGAGCCCAGUUUGAGAGCCUCUUUGGGCGCGCAGAAGAGCAGGCACAGCGCCUGGCACUGACAGACGGUGACAAGGAUGCCUACAAGUCUUACUUUCUCGACCAUUGGCGUCACACCCCGCGCAAUCAGCUCAUGUGGGCGCCCUCCGAGAAGACCCCGACAGCCAAGGAACUGAUUGCACUUUCAAAACGCAAGCAAAACGUUAUUCAACACGCCAACACGCGCUUCACUCGCGCUCCCUUUCCCACAACUGGCUCAAGUAACGGAACGAAGACUGGCACCAAGACGGGCGCCAGCCAACAUGGCGUGGUCAUUCUCCGAGACGAUGGCAACAAACCUUCGGUGCACGCCCGCCACACACCGUCUAGCAGUACGGAUGGGACGCCGGCUGUCAAUGGCUACAAGUUUGUGGCCACCCCCUCGCCUGUGCCCGGCCAGGACUUGGAUCCAGACCUGACUUGGGGUGAGAUCGAUGGGACACCAUUCCGCCUGGAUGCAGGGGAUGUACCGCUGCAGUCGGGCCCAGCCUUUAACAUACCCGAGCCCUCGGCACGCGACCAGCUUGGUCGUCGCCUGGCAGAGGACACGGCAGCCAAGCGUCGCAAGAUGCAGCAUGCCGCGCAGGCGCGCACUCGUGCUGGCUCCGUCGAGCACUCCAGUCGACAUACCCCGGCAGCCCGUCGCCUGGCAUCAAUGUCACCGGCCGCUCAGCAGCUUGCUCGACGCUUGGGCACCAACCGCUCGUCUUCCAGCUCCUUGAAUUCUGCACUGCGGCGAGCUACGAGCUCGGCGGGCAACCGAGCACUUGGCACGCGCUCGACUCCGCGGGUGACCCCACGAGGCACCCCCUCCCUCCGAACGCCUCAGGGUACUCCGCGUGCUGACGCCAAACGACAGCACAGCAAGGAUUCUGGACACGAAGCUGCGCCUGCAAGCUUGCCUACCGAUAGCACGUUGACCGACAAUCUGUUGUAG